Messenger RNA from Alnus glutinosa, 609 nucleotides. RefSeq lists its product as uncharacterized. NCBI's taxonomy places the organism in Eukaryota, Viridiplantae, Streptophyta, Magnoliopsida, Fagales, Betulaceae. The transcript is spliced from 2 exons. The record is from RefSeq and is a predicted model, not a curated record. Bases 1 to 573 code for a protein of 190 amino acids.
AUGGAGGGUGAGCAACGGUCGAAGAGAAUUUCGUCGUCGUCGUCGUCGCCGUCGUUGUGCGGGUCAGAUGAGGAAGAGCUGCAGCAAAUGCUACUGACGCCGCCACCAUGGAAGAGCAGCAAGCGCUUGUCGAAGCAGCUUUCCAUGUGCGAGACCUCGCGGGACAUUGCGUGGGAGAGGCGGCGCCGUCAGAUUCUUCGACAGGAGCGCAAGAAGAACGGCAUUAACAACGAUUCCGACGACCUCACUGACGAGGACUUGCAUGAGCUCAAAGGGUGCAUAGAGCUUGGGUUCGGGUUCAACGAGGAAGAUGGUCAGAGACUAUGCGGCACUUUGCCGGCUCUCGACCUUUACUUUGCGGUCAAUCGACAACUGUCAACGAGUCCUGUCUCGACGCCGCAGAGCCGUAACUCAACAUCGUCUCUUGAGGGACGGUCUUCAUCUUUCGAGAGCCCAAGGAGUGAUUCCGAUUCAUGGAAGAUCUGCGGUCCCGGGGAUGAUCCUCAGCAAGUAAAAACCAAGUUGAGGCAUUGGGCGCAAGCCGUUGCUUGUUCUGUGAUGCAGUCCUUCUGAAGUGUUGGAUGGCUUGUACAGACACAGAAUUCUAGA